GUAUAGACAAGAUCCCUUUUAAACAAGAUGCUGGCCCAGCAGAAACUAUGAUGUAUAAACAUUACAAUCCGUCUCAGGUUGUUAUGGGACGUACAAUGGAAGAAUGGCUGAGAUUUUCUGUCUGUUUUUGGCACACCUUUAGAGGAACAGGUGCGGAUCCGUUCGGUUUCCCUACUUUGAUUCGACCGUGGGACGAUGGCAGUAACACAAUGGCAAAUGCGCGUAGGCGACUUCGAGCCGGGUUCGAGUUUUUCACAAAACUUGGUGUGAAGUACUGGACAUUUCAUGAUAGAGAUAUUGCACCAGAGGGCGCUACCCUGGAAGAGACAAAUAAAAAUCUCGACGAAAUCGCUGACCUUGCCCUGGAAUUACAGAAGAAGACAGGGGUAAAGUUACUCUGGGCAACAUCUAACCUGUUUGCACACCCAAGAUAUAUGAAUGGAGCUGGAAGUAACCCGGAUGCUCGAAUCUUUGCUUAUGCUGCAGCACAGGUCAAGAAAUGCCUGGAAGUUGCCAAGAGACUUGGAGCUGAAAACUUUGUAUUUUGGGGUGGACGUGAAGGCUAUCAUACUUUAUUGAAUACAGACAUAUUACAGGAGCAAAAUCAUCUGGCAAACUUCUUUAGAAUGGCUUCAGAGUACAAGAAGAAGAUAGGAUUUACUGGCACAUUGCUUAUUGAACCAAAACCAAAGGAGCCAUCAAAACACCAGUAUGAUUAUGAUGCUAUGACAGUUAUUGCUUUCUUGAAAACAUAUGGACUUGACAAGGAGUUCAAGCUUAACAUUGAGCCUAAUCACACUACACUUGCUGGUCACGGAUAUGAGCACGAUGUUGCCAUGGCAUCUGCAUUUGGCAUGUUGGGCUCAGUUGACUCGAACACUGGUUCACCUGAUCUUGGAUGGGACACUGACCAGUUCCCCAUGGAUAUCAAAAACAGUACACAGGUUAUGAGAGUGAUUUUAGAACAAGGUGGAUUAGCACCCGGUGGUCUUAACUUUGACUGUAAAGUGCGCAGAGAGUCAACCAAUCUCAAGGACAUGUUUAUUUCACACAUAGGUGCCAUGGAUUCAUUUGCAAGGGCCUUGAAGUGCGCGGCGAAGAUCAAAGAAGAAGGGGUAUUUGCGCAACAUGUCAAGGAACGGUAUAGUUCGUAUAGCAGUGGUAUAGGACAGAAAAUUGACCAAGGAACGACAUCAUUCGAGGAGCUAGAGAAAUACACCAUGGAUAACGGCGAGCCCGAGGCAGCUUCCGGUCAACAAGAACAUUACGAGACCAUGAUGAAUUAUUAUGUUUAACAUGGAAACAUUUCAACGUCAAAAUCACGCAGUGUCACGUCUUACAACGUAAUAACAAUAUCUUACAAUGCAAUGUUGCAUCAUCUUAGUUUUACACACAACUGAAAACAUUCAUCUUAAUAAAGAAGGCAUGCUUGAAUAUGAUUGAAGCAAGUAAAAAUCACCCAUGUAUAAUUAAUUGCAAAUGUAUAUUUCUCACAAUAAGGCGAGCUUGAAUAUAAAUAUACAAAUUAUAUACACAUUUCCAAGUAGGUUCAGUGGAAAUUCUUGUGUAAUAUGUUGCAAUAGUUUUGAUGACAUUCAUAAGUGAUCCAAGAACGAAUUAAGAAUAAGGUUAAAAUUUACAUAAUGCAAACUAAUCAAAUGUAUGUAUGUAACACGAAACAGAAGCAUUUUAUAGUAUAAUUUUAUGUUAAGAAGGUAUAUACAUAUUAGGGUAUUAUAUCAAAAUGUAUGUAAAUAGGGAAGUAGUCAUCUAUUACCACAUAUAUGUUAAUGUUUAUAUAAAAUUAUACAUGCAUACAUUAUAUUACAAUAUUCGUACUAUAUAAAGAUUAAAUUGCUGCUGAAAUGAAAA
Ruditapes philippinarum (Manila clam) is the source of this 1872-nucleotide messenger RNA. Its product is annotated as xylose isomerase-like. Lineage: Eukaryota; Metazoa; Mollusca; Bivalvia; Venerida; Veneridae. Gene Ontology annotation, molecular function: xylose isomerase activity. Gene Ontology annotation, biological process: carbohydrate metabolic process. The record is from RefSeq and is a predicted model, not a curated record.